This is a messenger RNA of Pleuronectes platessa (European plaice), 3721 nucleotides long. It is a transcript of the gene nt5dc1, whose product is annotated as 5'-nucleotidase domain containing 1. The transcript has 12 exons. Bases 239 to 1618 code for a protein of 459 amino acids. Gene Ontology annotation, molecular function: 5'-nucleotidase activity. The record is from RefSeq and is a predicted model, not a curated record. NCBI's taxonomy places the organism in Eukaryota, Metazoa, Chordata, Actinopteri, Pleuronectiformes, Pleuronectidae.
CAGCUCCUUCCUCCGAGCGGCCAACUUCUUGACGAUCGCCGGUCAGUGGUGGUCGGUGCUGGCUGAGAGGGAACCGGCUCGGGAGGGAUUCUUUCCGCGCCACGGUGAGCGAGGACUGAGCGUGUGCACAGCGCAGCCCCAUCCUCUCACUCAGGCGGUGACAUUGACUCAUCGGUAGUGUGGUGCUGCCGUGCACGAGUUCAUGUGUGUGCACUAGCGUCCUACAGCUCCAGCGACAAUGAGCGAAUACUUCAGCCUGUCGGACUGCGAUGUGAUCGGCUUCGACCUGGACCACACGCUCUGCCGCUACCAUCUGAAGGAGACCUCCAGGCUCAUCUAUGAGAGCUUUGCCAGGUAUCUAGUGGAGCAUAAAGGCUAUGACAAGGACCUGCUGAACCUAACCCCUGCUACAUGGGACUUCUGUUUUAAAGGACUAGUGGUGGAUCUGGAGGAUGGAAACCUUGUGAAGUUGGCUGAAGAUGGAACUGUCUUGCGAGCGACACAUGGAACCAAUGACCUCAGCAUAGAAGAGAUAAUCAAACAUUAUGGUCCUAAAAGGGAGUGGAAGCACUUCAACAGCCUCAAUACCUCCUUCACCAGAUCUGCAAAGUACUAUUUCUAUGACAACUACUUUGAUCUACCUGGGGCUCUUCUCUGUGGAAGAGUUGUGGACAUGCUGCACAAGCGAGGAAAUGAGGUGAAUUCUGACUUUUGGAAGGACAUGGUCGCUGCCAUUGACCACAAUUACAACACAUCUGCAUUCAAAGAGGACGCAGGGACUUACUUCCCAAGUGUGAAGAGGGACCCAGGCCGAUACCUGCAGCCCUGCUCUGACUCUGUCAAGACCUGGCUGCAAAGCAUGAAGAAAGCCGGGAAGGUUCUCCUCCUCAUCACCAGCUCUCACAGCGACUACUGCAGGCUCAUCUGUGAACACAUCCUGGGGAAGGACUACGAGGAGCUGUUUGAUAUCAUCAUCACAAAUGCGCUGAAGCCCGGUUUCUUCUCCUUGGUACCCCAGCAGAGGCCCUUCAGGACCCUCAUGGAGGAUGUAGAGGAAAGAGAGGGUCUACCUUUGCUGGACAAACCAGGCUGGUACUCCCAGGGUAACUGGCCCCACCUCCACGACCUGCUGAAAACCAUGACAGGGAAACCAGAGCCAAAGGUAGUUUAUUUUGGAGAUAGCAUGAGAUCAGACAUGUUUCCCGCCAGCAGCUUCGGGAAGUGGGAAACGGUGAUGAUAGUGGAGGAAAUGGAGGGGGAGGGUAUCCCGAAGAGCGACGCAGCCAUGUCUAAUGAGGCCCAAGUGGAGCCGCUGGAGAAAGAGGGAAAGUUUGAGGAGCAGGGCAUGAAGUCACCCUCUGCCAUGUCCAACCAGUGGGGCUCAUACUUUGUCGACGUACAAAGAAGUGGAGGAGAGGACGAGGAGAGCCAGAAACUGACCUGGUGUGGCCACUGCAUUCACAAAUACAGCACCAUGGCCAUCCCUAGUGUGGAGCACAUAGCAGAUCUCCCUCUGGAUUACAAGUUCCCCAGGUUUUCUCCUGAUAAGCCCUGCACCACCGGCUACUACCCCAGGCCCCCCGAUUCCUUGCUGAAGAGGUGUGAGAGUCUGUCAUAAAAAAAGGAAAAGGUCUUAAAAAAGAAAAAAGUCCUCCCUUACCCCUUUGCCUCAGGAGAGGAAUGUGCCUCCAUAUUUGCCUGUAGUUCCCCACUUGACCCCCAUCGCCAUCUGUGGAGCACAGGAAGCAUACACUCCUAACCCAUUCAGAGAAACCAUGUGAAUGUAAGCCACAGUAUCUCUGUAAUAACGCCUGAACGUUGUUUCGUGGUUUAGUGUUCUGUAUACGUGGAAAUAUGACAAAAUAAGUGUGCGUGUGUGUCUGCAUACAGUAAUAAUAAGAAAUGUAGUGUUUUUAUUGUUUCGUGUGUGAACCCCCUGUUCUUUUCUAUAGCUGAAUGUUUUAAAAAUCCAAAUUUUUGAAACUUUUCCGAAAAGAAGUGAACACUUUCCCACCUUUUUCCCCCCUGAAGUAAUUACCUCAUGAAUGUUAUCUACUGUAAGCAGAUCCCAGAUGGUGACAGUGUUUGUCCCUGGAAAUCCUUCGGAAACAUUGUGGCAGUAUUUCUGUAUAACACUGUCAUUGUGAAGUCUUCUUUUUUCAAAAAUAGUUUCAUUUGCAUUUUAGCAACCUUAAAAUGAGGUGUAAGGUUUAAUGUUUCCCCGGUGUUCGUUUUGUGGAAGGUGUUAAUCUUCAGGUCAUUGUUGCUAAAGAACUGGCACAAUGCUGUCCUUUGUGUUGGCUGUUUCAAAAAACACAACCCUAGGGAACAAUAAUAAUAAUAACAAUGGAUGAUAAAGACUAUGUUAGAUGUUCUCUGUAUUAUUUUUGGUGCAGCGGUGACAUGUGCUCUGUGAGUCAUAAAGAUUGUGGACUACUUGUGCUUCAUUUAUAUGCAGUACCAGACUGAGAUAUGCUUUAACCGACACCUGAAUGGUUUCUUUUGUCGGUGUGCAUAGACAAGUUGUGCCAUAAUAUUUAAGGAACAUUUUCAGUUUGGGACAAAUCUGUGCUUGUUUGUUUCACAGAAGAUUGAUACUGGAUAUAUCUGUAAACACAUGGGAUUCCAGAUCUAGUCCCACCAGGUCCAAAUUAUAUUCAUAUGACCAGCAUUUAAGUACAAAUCCACUUUAGAUCUGCAUGUCCAUCUAUCUAACCUGAGUGGAUCCAAGUAUACUUGCUGUCAGCCAUCAGUCUUGUGUUCUUCCCUGACCCAUAACACAUCCUUCCGCCAAGUUUCAGGGUACUAUGUUCAAUGGUUUUUGUGUAAUCUUUCUUACAGAUAAACACGACCUCUUUGGCAGAGGUUAGUUAGUUUACGCCAUUUUGCAAUACUGAGAAAAACACAAGUUGAGUUUGCAAAUGAGCAGGCAACGGAAAAAUGAGAGACCAUGUGUUUUACAAACACCCCUCUGGAGCAUGAGAUAGGCCUGUUGCACUGCUACUCUCUGAUUGUUGCAUACUGAAUACUUACUCUUUUCGGUGUCUGAGCUAUUAAACGUCUACAAAGACCCUGAAGUCCUCUUGUGCACACAAGAGAAAAUUCAUCAGCAGUUGGGACUUGAGGGCUCUGUAAAUGUCAAAGCCUAAAAAUCGGCCGCCCUACUAAAUCACAAAUAAGCUAAUUCGAAACUCUUAAAUAACAAUUGCUAUUUUGUUUCUUCAAGUUUUCCAUUCAUAAGAUUAGACAUGUAACCAAAACUGGUAUACAGCACCACAGCAGUUGUUGGCUUGCUGCUAGCUGGUCAGUUUUUGUGCUCAGAUGAACUAAACAUGUCCAUGCUGAGCACACAAAGAUGAAACUGGUUUCAGUCUUCCCAUUUGGCUCUGAUUUAAUCAAUAAACAAACAAGAUGGGUUCCCACAUGUGGAAGUGUUCCUUGUAGAUGACCAUCAUCUCACAAAUGAAGAGAGAGAGAAUAUUUUGACAAUGGGCAGCACAAUUGUCAGAUUGGUCAUCAGAAGUGGAUUAUUACUUGUGCUGUGUUUUAUGCAUACAGCUGUAGUGAUUGUACUCUUCUUUUCUCAUCUGACCUGGAUGUUUGACAUGUACAUUUGCCUUAUGUUGGGUUACUUUGUGGUCUUAAGUUUUGAAAACACAGGGAAAGUUGAAUUCUGUGUUCACGUGUUGAAGUACUGUCAAUUAAAUAAAAUGUGAUACAA